Penicillium expansum is the source of this 2667-nucleotide messenger RNA. RefSeq lists its product as uncharacterized. The record is from RefSeq and is a predicted model, not a curated record. The transcript is spliced from 8 exons. The coding region runs from base 1 to 2667 and encodes 888 amino acids. Gene Ontology annotation, biological process: septin cytoskeleton organization. Gene Ontology annotation, cellular component: cytoplasm; cell division site; endocytic vesicle. NCBI's taxonomy places the organism in Eukaryota, Fungi, Ascomycota, Eurotiomycetes, Eurotiales, Aspergillaceae.
AUGGAUCUCUCACGGCAAGAGUACCCAACCCUGCUGGCCACCCUGCAUCCAGGCCAAGCUACGACCGUCCUGAGCGAUCGCAUUCGAGUCAUUAACAAGAUCAAUGCGGAUAUCGCGGAUUACCUACAGGAACGACGCCGCGUUGAAGAAGCAUAUGCCCAAGGGUUACGGAAGCUAGCGCAUCGGCCGCAGUUGGACAAUGGAGCUGCUCUUGGCAUUUUCCAAAUCCCCUGGCAACGCAUCAUCAGUGCCACCGAAACGCUCGCCGUGUCGCACGAGACCCUUGCGAGCAAAAUCGAGGAGGAUGUCGAACGACCUCUGAGGGAAUUCAGCAACAAAAAUCCAGAGAUGAAGUCGAUGCCCGGUAUCCAGACUAGUUUGGCGGGGUUGGCGAAGAAUGUGGAGACUGCGCAGAAAAAGGUGGACAAGGCCAGGGCGAAGGGUGUCAAAGGUGCAGACAAACUUGCUAGCGAGAUCGCGAAUGCCGAGGAAAUGCAUCAGCAAUGGGAUUCGCGGGCUCCCUUUGUUUACGAGCAACUCCAGGCCGCCGAUGAGACCCGGCUCAACCACCUUCGGGAUGUGCUAACACAAUUGGAGACCCACGAGCUGGAUCAAGUGGAGCGUGGUCGCCAGGCCGCUGAAAGUUGCUUGAACAUUCUUCUCAAUGUGGAAACCGCAGAUGAGAUCAAGACCUUUGCUGCUAGAUCGGCGGGUCCACGGGUCCCUGUUACGCAGGCAAUCGCCAGAAGUCAGACUGAACGGGCAGAGACACCUUCCGCGAUUGAACCACUAUCUGAGCGGACACAGACUGCGCCAGUUGAACAUCAUUUCUCCACACCAUCGACAGAAGCACCGCUUCCGCCUCCUCCUCGCAUCCAGGACGAUGCGGCAAGUCAACUGUCAGACACAUCCGAGAGACAUGCCGUCCCUCAGACACAACCAGUACCGGAAGCACAGCCACGGCAUACUCCCUUGGGGGGACUGAGACGUCUAGGCACUGUCAUGAAUAGGAGAAAGAGCAUUGCCAUGCCCUCCACUGGAACUUUUGACCGAAAGGCGGAGAAGAAACGUAGCCCCUUUGCUGCAUUCAAGCGAGCCGACUCCUCUCGCGAUUUGCAAAUACCCGAAUCUCCCCCCUUGACCGCCACUGACCGUCCGGGGACAUCCUUUACCGAUCAAUCAUCCUUACGGAAUCCUAGUGUGUCGCAAGAUCACACCGGGUUAGAUACUGCUGCAACUGAGCCUGAAGUACACCCCGAGAGCCCCAGAAAUGGAGCCGCCCCAGAAGGAUUCACCAAUAACCAUGUCAAUCAGCCACACGUUGAUUCAGAAGGGUUUACCCAGCGCCCUGCAACAAUUGACGAGAUCACGCGUGCCCAGAAUGAAGCAGCGGGGCUAGAUGAGUCUGGUUUGAAUUUGACGAUUCGAGACCAACCCAUUUUCGAGGAUGAGAGCCAAGCGAAGCGGGCCAUGGAUGAUAUGGCAAAUACCCUCCGAAUGCGGGCUCCACAGACAGGAAUGAGACGCAAUGCAGGUACUAUUCGCGGACGCCGUGAUGUUCGCAAUACAAUGUUUAUUGCUUCUCCUGGAAAUGAGCUUCCGCCAUCUUCGGCAGGGUCGGAGUCCCAGCCACCAACCUCGCCAAUCAGGAAUAUGACAUCCCCCAGCAUUGCCCCCAGCACUGCUACUGAUGAUCACACUAUAUCAGAUACAACGUCUGUUCGCUCCGGACACGCUAUGCAUGGUCCAGGAGCUUCAGUCCAUCCUGAUUUAUACGAAUCUGGCCUGAAUGCUUCAGUUAUUGAGACCAUCAAUGCAUGGUUCUCAGAGGGUAAUGUCACCAAGUCGUUCGUUGUUGGUGAGCUUGCUCUAGCAAACAACCCUACACCUGGUACUACGGUAGACCAUACGCGCAUCCAACUCGAUAAUUUCCAGGUGCUGGAAAAGGUAGCGGCCAAUCCCCACUUUGUGCAGGAGGUUUCCAAAGACGCUGGCGAUGACAAGAGAGGCGAAUACGAUAUCCAGUUGGGCAGCAUCUCUCGUCCCAUGCCGACAGUCGCCUUCAAGUAUCAACUGCAUAUCGAUCCAGCCAACCCCUCCGCCUACUGCCCCGUCAUAUUCAAGCCAGUCUGGAACCUAGAGGAAUCACAGGGUAGCGCCAUCAUCUACUAUACGCUCAACCCAUCCUUCAUUGCCCACUCAGCGGAGUCAAUUAUCCUGAAAAACCUGGUCUUGACUAUCAACUUGGACACCGCCACCGAGGACCCAAUUACCAAGCAGCCGCGCGAGUCAGUGGCCCACGCCAUCAGCGCCGCCAUGUACCCUAAUACCGGCGCCACCUUCCGUCGCAAAACCUCCACUGUCACAUGGAGAAUACCGGAGCUGGAAGUCAAGGCCCCCACCACCCCAAGCGCAGACAGCAAGUUCCUUGUCCGCUUCGUGACGUCCACCCCUGGGCCUCGUAGGGGUACAGUCGAAGCAAAGUUUGAGCUCCGCGGCGCCGAAUCCGCUUCUCAGCUGGGUAUCAGCCGUGCUGCCUCAGCCGCGGAGCAGAAGGAAGCCGACCCCUUCGCCGACGAGGGUCGUGAGUCCCCGCUGUCUGCGACUUCAUGGCUGGGCGUUCCGACUACACGCAAGCUGAUCGGUGGAAAGUAUGUCUCUUCCUAG